Molecule: messenger RNA, 2406 nt
Organism: Pectinophora gossypiella (pink bollworm)
Lineage: Eukaryota; Metazoa; Arthropoda; Insecta; Lepidoptera; Gelechiidae
Product: V-type proton ATPase subunit H
Exons: 11
Coding region: 130-1749 (539 amino acids)
Biological process (GO): proton transmembrane transport
Cellular component (GO): vacuolar proton-transporting V-type ATPase, V1 domain; lysosomal membrane
Molecular function (GO): proton-transporting ATPase activity, rotational mechanism
Source: RefSeq, a predicted model, not a curated record
AACUUCACUCAUCAUAGUCACAAGACCUCUCAGCUGAGGUUGUCUUUAUUUUCUGGAUUUGCGAAUUAUAAAAUCCUCUGGAUUUUAUCCUAAUUUGAGGUGUAAUAAAUUCCUGAUUACUUAGCCAAAAUGGCUAACAUCAACGAGGAAAAUGUCACCAAACUCAUGGGUGACGAAAAAAUCGACAUGAUUGCGGCCACCAGUGUGCUGCAAAUCAGAGCAAGCGAUAUCCGUUCGUCCCAGAUCAACUGGCAGUCUUACUUGCAAGGCCAGAUGAUCACACAGCGCGACCACGACUUCAUCGUGAACCUGGACCAGCGCGGGGACAAGACCCUGCCAGACAAGCAACCUGAAGUGUGUGCCGAGGUGUUCCUCAACCUGCUCACCCACAUCAGCAAGGACCAUACCAUCCAGUACAUCCUUGUUCUGAUUGAUGACAUUCUUUCUGAGGAUAAGUCUAGAGUGAAAAUCUUCCGCGAGAACAAGAAGGGUAACGCAUGGCAGCCUUUCCUCAACCUGUUGAACCGUCAGGACGAGUUCAUCCAGCACAUGACGGCCCGUGUCAUUGCCAAGCUCGCCUGCUGGCACCCGCAACUCAUGGAGAAGAGUGACCUCCACUUCUACCUGUCCUGGCUCAAGGACCAACUCAAGAUGAAUGCGGAGGAAAUGAGUGCCGAGUUAGCGCAUGCCGAGCAGGUUAUGUUGGCCCACGAGAAACACAAUUUCUCCGACAAACUGUCGGAGAAACACAAGCACAAGGACAAGACCGCCAGUGACGGCGUCAACGACAAGUACUCGAGCCUUUACAGCUCUUUCGAUAAGCUGAAACCGCAUGACGAUUUGCCGCCCGGUUUACAUAAGAACAAUGACUACAUCCAGUCGGUGGCGCGCUGCCUCCAGAUGAUGCUGCGUGUCGACGAGUAUCGCUUCGCGUUCCUUUCAGUCGAUGGCAUCUCCACGCUGCUGUCUAUCCUCGCCUCGCGUGUCAACUUCCAGGUGCAAUACCAGCUGGUGUUCUGCCUGUGGGUUCUGACCUUCAACCCGCUGUUGGCUGAGAAGAUGAACAAGUUCAACGCGAUCCCGAUCCUCGCCGACAUCCUCAGCGACUCCGUCAAGGAGAAGGUCACGCGCAUCGUGCUCGCCGUCUUCAGGAACCUCAUUGAGAAGCCUGAGGAUUCCCAGGUGUCACGUGAGCAUUGCAUCGCCAUGGUGCAAUGCAAGGUGCUGAAGCAGCUGUCGAUCUUGGAGCAGAAGAGGUCUGACGAUGAAGACAUCAUGAAUGAUGUGGAUUUCCUCAACGAGCGUCUCCAAGCCUCCGUCCAAGACCUGUCCUCGUUCGACCAGUACGCUACCGAGAUUAAGAGUGGACGCCUGGAAUGGUCGCCGGUGCACAAAUCCGCCAAAUUCUGGCGCGAGAACGCGGCCCGUCUAAACGAGCGCGGGCAGGAACUCCUGCGCACCCUCGUGCACCUGCUGGAGAAGAGCAGCGACCCCGUGGUGCUCGCCGUCGCCUGCUACGACGUGGGCGAGUACGUGCGCCACUACCCGCGCGGCAAGCACAUCAUCGAGCAGCUGGGUGGUAAGCAGCGUGUGAUGUACCUGCUGAGCCACGACGACCCCAACGUGCGGUACGAGGCGCUGCUCGCCGUACAGAAACUCAUGGUCCAUAACUGGGAAUACCUCGGCAAGCAAUUGGAGAAAGAACAAAUCGACAAGCAAGCGGGCACCACAGUCGGCGCUAAGGCUUAAACUAUUAACGACAUGUAUUUAAAUAAAAUUCGUUGUUAUUAUUGUUGUUAGGAUACAAGGGCUUUGUAGUCACUACCGCUGGACACCGACCACUGGGCUCGUGGGUGACAAAUGAAUAAUUCCUCUGAACACUAUAGUAUGUGAUAGAGUGAAUGAAAUAUAUAAAUCUACGGGUUUCACCGCCCUAUUUCUGUAAAUAACACAAAUCAUUAUAUUGUGCACAUUGUCCUCUCAUAUUCUGGCCUAUUUAAAAGGGUCAAACUUGACCUUUCAACUCUCCUGUUGUCUCAGUAUCUGUCCUAAAAGCCCUGUGUUAUAUUUGAGUAUUUAACUUUCUGUAAAUAAAUAGAACAGUAACUCCAGUUAAAUAAAUAAUGUUCUUAAUGUUAAAAGGUGUUCAACAAAAAUUGUAAGCUUCCCAAAACCCAGAUAAUUUUAAUUCUAAGAACAAUUGUGAAAUAUUUAUAUUAUCCACAUUCCUAUUAUGGUCUAUCUAUAUACUAUGAUUGUUAUGAAAUUAACAAAUUUUAAUUAUAGAAAAUUUACGUAUACAUCGCAUUAAUGAAAUCUAGAAAAAGUAGCUGAUUGGUAUUUAUAUCCAGGCAAGCAGGCUACAACAGUAUUGUGAAUUGUGAAUAAACUGCGUAAUCUAGUGUA